Molecule: messenger RNA, 1131 nt
Organism: Quercus lobata
Lineage: Eukaryota; Viridiplantae; Streptophyta; Magnoliopsida; Fagales; Fagaceae
Product: protein FAR1-RELATED SEQUENCE 5-like
Exons: 3
Coding region: 1-1131 (376 amino acids)
Source: RefSeq, a predicted model, not a curated record
AUGAGUGCAAGCAACGAAGAACCUGAAACAAUCUCACUUUAUGAUAUGGUGGAUGAUGAGUCAGAAAUAAAUGAAGAUCAAAAUGAUGUAGACUUGUCAUUGAAUGAUUCAAAUCAACCUUUUGCAUGCAAUAGGCAUUUGGAACCAUGUCUCAAUAUGGUAUUUGAUAAGCUUGAGGAUGCUAAAGCAUGUUUUAAUGCAUAUGCAAGGCGAAAGGGGUUUGGCAUACGAGUAAAUCAUACUCGAAAGACUAAAAAUGAUAGAUUAUUGGUUGGUAUUGAAUAUGUUUGUUCAAAGGAAGGGUUUCAUCAUAGACGUGAUGAAGACAUAGAAAGAAUAGGUCCAGAGCGUGCAGAAACAAGAGUGGGACGCAAAGCAAUGAUAGGUUUAAAGAAAAUUGAAGAUACAUGGGUUGUGUGUAAGUUUGUGGAGGAUCAUAAACAUAAGCUUCUUACUCCUAAGAGUACAAGCAUGCUUCGUGAGCAUAGAGUAAUAACAAAUGCCCAAAGGAAUCUUAUAGAUACACUCAAUGAGACAGGUAUACCUCCAAGCAAAAUAAUGUCUGUGUUAAGUAAAGAAUCUGAUGGUGAUUAUAAUGUUGGAUGUAUUCCGGUUGAUAUUCAAAAUUAUUUGGGUAAUAAAAGAAGAAAGUUGCUUCAAGAUGGAGAUGCCCAGGGAAUGUCAAGAAUUGCAAACCAAUAUUUUGGAGAUGUUGUUACUUUUGAUGCUACAUACCAAACAAAUACUUAUAAGAUGCAUUUUGUUCCUUUCACAAGAGUUAACCACCAUCAUCAAUUUGUGAUGUUUGGAUGUGCUUUGCUUGUGAAUGAAACAACUGAAUCUUAUACAUGGUUGUUAAAGACUUGGCUUAAUGCAAUGCUUGGAAAUCCUCCUUCUACAAUUAUCACAGAUGAUGACAAGGCUAUGGCUAAGGCAAUUGCAAAUGGAGAAUUUCACCAUUGCAUCCAUGAUACACUCACCAUUGAAAAGUUUGAGUUAGGAUGGAGUAAGAUUAUGGAGAACUAUGGAUUUGGGGAUAACGAUUGGUUGGGAAAUCUCUAUAUGCGGCGUGAAAAAUGGGUUCCCGCUUACUUACGAAGGAAAUUUUGUGCUAGGAUGUCUACAACUUAA